Molecule: messenger RNA, 8435 nt
Organism: Hemibagrus wyckioides
Lineage: Eukaryota; Metazoa; Chordata; Actinopteri; Siluriformes; Bagridae
Gene: cenpe
Product: centromere protein E
Exons: 57
Coding region: 76-8304 (2742 amino acids)
Biological process (GO): microtubule-based movement; mitotic cell cycle
Cellular component (GO): microtubule
Molecular function (GO): plus-end-directed microtubule motor activity; ATP binding; microtubule binding
Source: RefSeq, a predicted model, not a curated record
ACAGUUCAGGUCAGUCGGUUAAAUUCGGCAGUGGAGUUUAUUAGUGUAGAGGCGCUGGACGGAUAUGAGGAAAAAAUGACCGAAGAGUCUGCGGUUAAAGUUUGUGUUAGGGUUCGACCCCUUAUAAAACGUGAGGAGGGGGAUAAUGCAGAGCCUAUACAGCUGUACUGGAAGGCUGAUAAACAGGCCAUACAUCAGAUUGACGAUGAUGGUACCCUGACCAAAAGUUUCAGCUUUGACAGGGUAUUUAGUGCAGAGGAAUCCACCAAUCAGCUCUAUCAGGACAUCGCCAAACCCCUGGUGGUGUCCACCGUGGAAGGAUACAAUGGAACUAUAUUUGCAUAUGGACAGACGUCCUCUGGAAAGACGUUUACAAUGAUGGGCAGUGAGCACAAUCCUGGUGUGAUCCCUCUCGCCAUGGCAGAUGUUUUUCAGACGAUCAAAAAUUGUCCAAAGAAAGAGUUUCUUCUGCGUGUAAGCUACAUGGAAAUUUACAACGAAACCGUUACAGAUCUCCUCGUUGACAGCUGGAAAAGAAAACCGCUGGAAAUCCGCGAAGGCAACUACAAAAACGUGUACGUGGCUGAUCUGACAGAAGAGCUGGUGACGUCUCCGGAACAAGCCCUGGCCUGGAUCCGGAAAGGAGAAAAAAACAGGCAUUAUGGAAAGACUAAAAUGAACCAGAGGAGCAGUCGCUCACACACCAUCUUCCGCAUGAUCUUGGAGAGCAGGGAGAGAAGUGACCCAGCAUCCGGUGAAAAUGCAGACGGCGCCAUCAUCGUGUCCCAUUUGAACUUGGUGGAUCUUGCUGGUGCUGAGCGAGCGAGUCAGACUGGAGCAGAGGGAACCCGUUUCAAAGAGGGAUGCAACAUCAAUCGCAGUCUCUUCACCUUGGGACAGGUCAUCAAGAAACUGUCUGAUGAGAGCCAGAAGGGUUUCACGAACUACAGAGACAGCAAACUGACCCGGAUCCUGCAGAAUUCUCUGGGAGGCAACGCCAAAACAGUCAUCAUCUGCACCAUCACACCAGCUACUGUGGAUGAAACCGUGAGCACUUUACAGUUUGCCAGCACUGCAAAGCGCAUGAAGAAUGAUCCUCACGUCACGGAGGUCUCAGACGAAGGUGCUCUUCUGAGAAGAUACCGCAACGAAAUCGUGGAUCUCAAACGCCGUCUUCAAGAGGUUUCUUCAGUCACUCAAACGACUGUGACGGAGAAGGAGACCCUGUUCCAGCUAAUACAAGAGAAGGAUCAACUCCAGAGAGAGCAAGCAGAUCGUAUAACCAACCUCACAAAGCUUUUAGUAACUGCAUCAAAUGUGGUCCCUGUCCAUAAGAUUCCCAAGAGAAGAGUAACCUGGGGUGGAAAGCUCAUCAAGUCAUCAUUGGGGGUAAAUGAUCACGGGUCUCCGGAUAUGAGUUUUGCCGAGCCCUUUCUCAAAAAGAGGAAAGCAGAUCUUACUGUGACCGAGGAUUCUGAAGACAUGGAAGAGUUCGACUUGACGCCAUGUUUUUUCUCUCCUGCUGAGGACACCUCUAUAGACCUGGAGAUGAACCAGAGUAAUGUUACAAUGCGCAGCUCUGCAGAAGGCGUGUGCACCGACUUGCCCCAGCUCAUGUUCAGAGUCGAGUGUUUGGAGCGUCAGCUGGACACAGAAACUCAGGAGAAGCAGAAGGCCGAAGAGAAGAGUGCCAUGCUGGAGCAGAGGACCGAAGAGCUCGAGAAACAAUUACGGACCUUGGAGCAACAGCUGGAGACAGAGGUGCAGGAGAAACAGAGUGCUGAGCAGAAGUGCUCUACGCUGGAGCUGAAGGUCACAGAGCUGGAAAAACCUUCAGAGCUGGAAAAUCCUUCAGACCUGGAUAAAGACAAGAAAGCCUGUGAGCAGUACCUCACAGAGGCAGUCCAGCUGUGUCACACACUGAGCUCUGAGAGGGAAGUAAUUGCUGCAGAACGGGACAUGCUAAAGCAAACCCUCGAUCAACUCACUCAGGACAUUGAGAGACUGCAGAAAGACAACGAGGCGUUGAAGAAAGACAAAGAGACUCUCCUGAGAGACAUCGAAGAACGGAAAGACGCAGAGGAGUUCGAGAAACUCGAAGAGGAGAGCAAGAAAGACUAUGAGCGAGAGUUGGAGGCUGAAGUUUCAGCUUUGAAAAAGGCUGCGACAGAUGCAGAGGAUCUGGUCCAGAAGCUGAAGUCUGAUCUGGAGGUGAAGUCAGAUGAGCUGAAAAAGAAGAACGACAUGGUGACUGAUCUGCAGAGUUUGAAUGGUAAGGACCUUGUUCAGGAGGUAACACGGCUGCGCCGCUCGUUGGACGAUGCCGAAGGACUCAGCUUGGAAACUAAAAAGGAGUGGGCUUUCCUGCGUAGUGAGAACCUUUCCCUCAAAGAGCGAGAUGAGACUUUGACUGUUCAGUACAGCCAAAUGGAGAACGAUGUCAAGUCCCUGCAGAGCCAACUGGAGAAUGAGAAAUCCCGGUUUAAGAAAAUGCAGGCUGACCUCCAGAAAGAGCUGCUUGGGGCUUUUGAUGAGAACACCAAGCUCACUGCUCUUCUGGAUGGAAAAGUCCCUAAAAAUGUGCUGGAUAGCCUGACGCUAGAGAAAACAGUUGCUGAAUUAAAGAAGGACCUUGAGAAGAGCCAGGAGAGUGAGCGAGCUCUACAAAGCAGAAUGGAGGAGUUAAGGGCUCUAGAGGUUCUUCCCGCUAAAGUGGAUGAUUUGAUGAGACAGGUGUGUGACCUCACUGGUGAACUUUACUCAGUGCAAGAAGAGAGGGACAACCUUGUGGCCGCUCAGGCUGUGUCCCACGAGGACUGUGAGAGGCUGAGAGGAGAGGCUGUAAAGGUGCAGGAAGAACUUGAGAAACUUAAGACGAAUUUGGCUGACGCAGAACUCAAGGAAGUUCAGCUUGUCCAACAGUACACUGAGACCACAGAGCAGCUUGUAAAGGUCCAAACAGAUCUGCAACACCUCCUGGAGGAAAAGGAGAGUCUUCUUAGUGCCCUGGAGGAAGCUCAGCAGAAGUCAGUGCAGUUGGGUGAGGAGAUGGAAUUGCUUCGCUGUGAAGGAAAAAAGCAUCUAUCAGAUUUGACUGCCAUGACAGAAGAGAGGAACCAGCUUCAGGAAGCCAUUCACGCUAAAGACUCUGAACAUGCUGAGAAUGUUCAGAACCUCCAGAUAGAGCUGCAGACUGUUAAAGAAGAGAGAGAUCAAAUGAAGAGAGACCUGGAGGAAAAUGUGGAGCUGAUGAUUGAGAACCAAGAAGAGUUGAGAGCAGCUCUGGAGACGACAAAAGUGCAACAGGACAAUAUAAAUCAACUGAGAGCAGAAAAAGCUCAGCUGGAAUCCAGACUGUCCAGUCCAUCCGACAACGGUCUUGUUGAGGAUCUGCAACUUCAGGUGAAGCAGCUGAAAGAAGAUCUUCAGUCAGCGUGUGCUGAUAGAGACACUGUUGUGUGUGAGAAAGCGCUGGACUCUGAGCUAGAGAGAAUGCAGGCCAAUAUCCACUCUCUGACUGAAGAGAGAGACCAGCUUCAGGAGAUAGUGCAGAGCCUGCGAGAAGAGAAAAGCCAGCUGAAGAGAGAAAUGGAGGAAAAAGAUGAGACGAUCAUUCACUUCCAGUCGCAACUGAAUGAGAGGCAGCUCUCUGGCUUGAAUUGUGUUGUUAAUGAGGAGAAUGAAGUUCAGCUUCAACAGAUGCAGGCUCUUAAAAAGGAGGCUGAAGAGUUGACUCAGGAGAAUUCUCAGCUUCGAACAGAACUUCAGGACAUGACGGACAAGGUUGGUGAUCUCACAGGUACUCUCAGUGCUGUGCAAGAUGAGAAGAACAACUUGGUUGCUGCGCAGUCCACCUUGAAUGACGAAAAUGUUAGACUUAAGGAAGAAAUGGAAAAAGCUCAAGAGGAGCUUAUCAAGAUGGAGAGUCAGAUGAUCGAUUCACAGCUGAAGGAAGCUGAAAUCAGCCAGCAGCACACUGAAACCACAGAGGAGCUCGCAAAGGCUCAGGCAGACCUGCAGCACUUCACUGUGGAGAAUAACAAACUGCUCACAUCUCUGGAAGAAGCCAUCCAAAAAGCAGCCCAGCUGGAUGAAGAACUCCAAUCUCUUCGAUGUGAAAAAGAGCAGUUGCUGUGCAAGAAGAGUGAGGGAGCUAGUGAUCAAGAAGAGGUGAAGAUCCUUCGUGCUACAGUUACCUCAGUGACCGAGGAGAGAAACCAGCUUCAGGAGAUCCUUCAGGGUGUGGGAGAAGAGCGCCAGCUCGAGAGAGAUCUGGAAGAGAGCAAUGACAUGCUCAUGCAGGCACAGGAGAAGCUAACUCGGAGCGAGAUCAGUUCACCACAAGAAGCCACAUGUGUGAAAGAUGAAGUCCAACAACAACUACAAGAGCAACUCACAGCACUGAGUGAGGAAAAUCACCAGCUGAAGAUGGAUGCUCAGGAAAAUGUGGAAAUGAUGAUUGAGACUCAGGCAGAGUUGAGGUCAGCACUUGCGAAUAUAAAGGAACUAGAGAAGAACAUACGUGAGUUGGAAGUGCAGAAGACUCAGCUGGAGUCCAAACUGUCCCGGACAGACAGCAGUGAGGAGAGCAAGCUUGUGGAGGAUCUGAAAAAUCAGAUUGACCGUCUGAACGAAGAACUCAAAGCGGCCAAUGAGGAAAAGCAGCUCCUCCUUUCUGAGAAUACACAGGAUCAUUAUACUGAAGAGCUGGAGAGAGUCAGGGCCAACGUGAGUACUCUCACUGAGGAACAAGACCGACUUCUCAACAUACUACAGGGCCUGAGAGAAGAAAAGAACCAGCUAAACAAUGUCCUAGAAGAGAAGGAAGACAUGAUUGUGCAGCUGCGAGAGGAACUUCACUCCACUGCUACAGAGAGAGACGAGCUUCUGAGCAGAAGUACUGAAGACACUGUGGAGGAUGCUUCACUGGAGAUGAUCCGCAGUAGUUUAUCCUCUCUCAGUGAAGAAAGAGACCAACUGGUGGAGAUCCUGCAGGGCCUGAGGGAGGAGAAGAACCAGAUGUGCAAUGAGCUGGAAGAGAAAAAUCAUAAGCUGAUGCAGCUGAUGGACGAGCUCCAAACCACUACAGCUGAAAAGGACAACCUACUGGCUGAGAAAUCUAAAGAUGACCUCGAUAACAAAGCCGAGUUGGAGAGACUCCAGGUCAGUGUCACGUCUCUGACUGAAGAGAGAGACCAGGUGACCGACGAGAAUAAACGGCUGAAGAUUGAACUUCAGGAGACCUCUGAAAAGGUACAGGAGUUAAGAGAGACACUUCAGUCUACAUGUGCAGAGAAAGAACAUCUUCUGUCAGAGGCCACCAAAGAGAGUCUCACUCGCAUGGCUGAGAUGGAACAGAUGCAGGAAGAUCUCACCUCCAUUACUCAGGAGCGAGACCAGCUUCAUGAGCUGCUGCAGAGCGUGAGCGUGGAGACGCUUCAGCUUAAGAAAGAUCUUGAGGAGAAGGAUGGAAUGGUGGUGCAGCUGACGAAAGAUUUCCAGUCUGCUAGUAAUGAGAAGGAUCGUCUUCUGUCUGAAAAUGCUAAUUGCAAGCUGGAGAAUGUGGAGAUGCUGGAAAGACUUCAAGCAAACAUCACAUCUCUAACUGAAGAAAAAGACCAGCUUCUAGAAGUGCUGCAAUGUAUGAGGGAGGAGAAGAACCAGCUCAGAUCUGACCUGGAUAUGAAGGAUGAAAUGAUACAGCAGCUGAAGGAUCUUCAGACAGAGAGAGAGCAGUCAUCAUCGUGUAACUCUGCAAAUGAGGAUGGAGACAGUCUCCAGGAGCUGCUGCAGGGAGUGAGAGAGCUCAUCCAGGUCCAAGGCUUGAAGCAGCAGAAACCGCUGAGUCCUAAAGCCACCCGGAAAGCUGAGCUUCAGCAGGCCAGUCAAAUUAUGCAGUCUCUUAAGGAUGAAGUUGAGUCUUUAAGGAAUGAGAGGGCGUUACUCCGAAAUGAUCUUCGGGAAGCUGCCGAAACAUCUAAAGCCUACCAGGACUUGCUCCAUUCCACGAGGGAGGAGUUGAGGCAGCAACAGAUUGCUAACUCGAAGGCACAAAGUGCUGAAAAGGAGACUCUACUUCAGCAGCAGAUGAGCCAGAUGAAUGCUGAUCUUUCGUAUCUGAGAGAACAGCUCAUGUCAAAGAAAACCUCAGAGACUCAAAGCCUCAACACAGAGAUGCAGAAUCUUCUGACUCGCAUUACCUCACUCGAGGAAGAAAAAGCAAAACUCCAAAAGCUCCUCGAGGCUGCCAGAGAAGAAGGAGCUAACCUGAAAUGUGACCUUCAGGAGAGCGAGCAAACGAAGCACAAGCUUAUGGAAGAGCUGGACAGUCUUGGUGGCAUUAAAGAGCAGCUUCUUAACGAAAAAACGCAUGCUGAUCAGCUCCAGGAGGUUUUCCAUGGUGUCAGAGAGGAGAGAGACCAACUCAGGAGGGAGCUGGAGGACAAAAUGGAAGAGAUAACGCACAUUGAGGAGAAGGUGCAAGGACUGGAAAAGGAGAAAAUACAGCUGGAGUCUGAAGUCAGUUCUUUGAAUCAGACUCUUCAUAUUGUGAAUGAACACCCUAAUGCCUCUAAUGAAGGAAGGCUGAAGGUGAUGUCUGAGAUUGAAACCUGUAAUGAAAAGCUUAAGGUUGCGUUCUUCAAGCUCCAGGCGAUCAUCGACCGUCCAAAACCCAAAGGUCAUCUUGCCGAUGGCAACAGCAAAGAGAAUGCCUUGUUUUGUCAGCUGUUACCGUUUGUUCCAAUCUCUCAUAGAUCUACGUUCACUUGUCUGACUUCCAAAACAACUCAUCUUGAUGACCUGCUUAGGAAAAAUGAGGUGACCUUGCAAAAACUCGCAGCUCUGCACCAGGCCCACUUUAUGAAGCAAGUUCACCGUGACAUGGCUUCUUUCGAGGAGAGAAGGCUGCAUGAUGUGCUUAUUCGCCAAGCUCAGGCUCCGUCACAAUCCCUCCUGAUGCUCCCCGGAGACUUCCAGGAGAUUUGGGAUCAGAGGCUGUUGGAACUUUUGGACAAACGCAGGCAGUAUCUGCAGAACAUGAACAGCAUUCUGGACUUCCUGGAAGACGGUGUCGCCAAGCAUGCAGUCACACUCUCAGAGGAACUUCAGGCACGAAACAGUGCUAAUGAGGAGAGCAGGGUGCUGGCUAGAACGGCAAACAUAGCCGCUAUAGUUCAGUUUUUCGAGCGAGAGCUCGAUCGACGCAUAGCUUUGGCAGAGCGGCAGAAAGUUUUCUGCCAAAGUAUGCUGGAUAAAUACAGCUCUGCAGUCUCUGUCCUGAAGCCUUUGGAGGAGGAGUCAAUACAGAAGCUGAAGGAAGAGAGGAGUGAGAGUCUGGCCCUGCUGCCAUCUCGGAGCAGUGAGAAGCCCAAAACUGAGGCUGACCUACUGCAGGACAAACAACGCCUCUCUCUUCAGUUACAACAGGCUCAAAAACACUUAGAGGUGCUUCAAAAGAAAGUGGAGGAGUUGAAGGCCCAGGCAGACAUGUCCAACCGGAAACAUGCAGCCAAGCUUGAAGAGCUGAGCUCUGCUUUAAAGGAGAAAGAGGAUCUCCUCCAGAGCCUGCAAAUGAAGCUGAAGGAGUCUGAGGCUCUCGCAAAAGUGAAGAUGCCACCCAGUGCUGCCGAAAUGGAGGCCAUGAAAGAUAAACUGGUGAAGAUGGAGUUUGACCACAUCGCUGUAACGACCGGCCAUGAAAAAGAAAUAGCACAGUUAAAGUCAGUGGUGGAGCACAGAGGUGAUGUCAUCCGCAAGCUGAAGGAGACUCUCCGAAAAACCCAACAUCAGGACGAACAGUCAUUUGUGGAAGGUGAGGAACCUCAUGCUAAACCUGGCACCCAGGCCAAACCUGCUUUUCAAAAGGAUAAAAAGAUUGAGGAGCUGGAGAAGAAGACUGCACAGUUUGAAAGCCUGGUGAACAAGCAACAAGAAGAGAUCACUAAAUGGAAAAACAGAGCAUAUAAACUGAGAGAGAGUAAGAAAGAAGCUCCUCUUUCUCCACGCACCCCAACCAAGCGACCGCUGAUGUUAGCAGAAAGUGAAGUGAACUCUCCCAAGAAAUCAGCCCUCGACUCUCCCAAAAGCAAGUUCUUUGACCUCCAUUCUGGCACAGAGACGAUGUCGCUCAAGUGCCCAAAGCAGUUCUUCGAUAACUCCAGCCUUGGGACUAUGCCAGACGCCGGCCCCAGCUCAGCCGUCUGCUCUAAUGACACUAAUGCAGAAAACUGGUGGCAUAUUCCAAGCGCUUCUCCACGGAAGGCCGACCUCAACCUGGAUGCCAGCCGCUGUCAAACACAGUGAUUUUUAUGUUUGUCUGUCUGUCUGGUUUUGGUUGUUUGUCUGUCAUUUUUCAAUAGUAUUUCCCUAAACUUUUUUUGGAUGUUGCACUUGUAGGGAAGAGUUAAGUCAUGUCAGUUUCUAGAAUAAAAUUA